AUGGAGGAACUAGAUAAUCUUGAGUUGGAAUACAACCAAUUCAAGAAUAACGAACGCCCUUCUAACACUAAUGCUGGUGCUGAUAUAGAGAAAGGGCUAGACACUAAGAAAUAUUUUGAAAGGUCGAUAACUGACAAUAGCACCUAUGGUAAGAAGAGUUACAGUAUUCCCAGUUACGAGGAAGACACCAUCACGUUAAAGGAUUACUACGACACCAACUUGAGAGAUUAUUUCACUUGGGCUAGUGUAGUUGAUUACAUAAGGUCGUUGUUCCCCGUGGUCAACUGGUUGCCUUUCUAUAAUCCAAAAUGGUUCCUUUCUGACUUGAUCGCAGGUAUCACCGUUGGUACCGUUCUGGUACCGCAAUCCAUGUCAUAUGCGCAGAUCGCUACUUUGCCUCCAGAGUACGGUUUGUACUCCUCUUUCAUCGGUGCUUUGGUUUACUCCUUUUUCGCAACUUCUAAGGAUGUCUGUAUUGGUCCCGUCGCUGUUAUGUCAUUGCAAACUGCUAAAGUUAUCGCUAGAGUCAAGGAAAAGCAUCCUGACUUGGACCCAAGUAUUACAGGCCCCAUCAUUGCCACCGUGUUGGCCUUCAUUUGUGGUAUCAUUGCCACAGGUGUAGGUCUUUUACGUCUCGGUUUCCUAGUUGAGUUGAUAUCCCUAAAUGCUGUUGCCGGUUUCAUGACUGGUUCCGCUUUCAAUAUCAUCUGGGGUCAGAUUCCUGGUUUAAUGGGUUACAGUAAGAAAGUCAACACAAGAAGAUCCACCUACCACGUCGUCAUUGACUCCUUGAAACAUUUGCCAGACACGAAAUUGGACGCCGCUUUUGGUUUGAUUCCUCUGUUCACAUUGUUCUUCUGGAAAUGGUGGUGUAACUCAAUGGGUCCUAAGUUGACUGACCGUUACUUCCCAGCUAACUCUAGACCUCGUGCCAACAAGUACUGGAAGGCAUUCUACUUUUACUUGCAAGCUUCAAGAAAUGGUAUUAUCAUUAUUUUGUUCACUGCUGUAUCUUACGGUAUCACUAAAGGCGUGGCAAAGGAUAAGAGAAGAAUUUCUGUGCUAGGCACAGUGCCUAAGGGUUUGAGACACACCGGUGUCAUGAAGUUGCCACACGGUAUCCUAAACAACAUUGCUGCUGAAAUCCCAUCCUCUAUCAUUGUCCUUUUGCUAGAACACAUAGCCAUCUCUAAGUCUUUCGGUAGAGUCAACGAUUACAAGAUUAAUCCAAACCAAGAAAUUAUCGCCAUCGGUGUUAGUAACUUGCUAGGAACUUUCUUCAACGCUUAUCCAGCUACCGGUUCCUUUUCUAGAUCCGCGCUAAAGGCUAAAUGUAACGUCAUGACACCACUUUCUGGUAUUUUCAGUGCAGCUUGUGUUUUGUUAGCUAUCUACUGUCUAACUGGCGCUUUCUUCUACAUCCCAAAGGCCACGCUGUCUGCAGUUAUCAUCCAUGCUGUGUUUGACUUGAUUGCAUCUUAUCAUACAACAUGGAGCUUGUGGAAGAUGAACGUCUUCGACUUCAUCGGCUUCAUCACCACUGUGUUCAUCACUGUGUUCUCGUCAAUUGAAAACGGUAUUUACUUCGCUGUUUGCUGGUCUUGCGCUAUUCUGUUAUACAAUAACGCUUUCCCAGCAGGUAAGUUCUUGGGUCGCAUCGAGAUUGCUGAAGUUGUUAACCCAAAGAUUGUUGAUGAUGACGACUUCUCUUUUGAAAACUCUAAUGAAUCAUUCGAUGAUGAAGGUAUCUACUUUGAUAAUUCUGUCGCAGAAGACAAAUUAGGUACUUCUUCAAAUGACCUUAAGAAGUUUAAUGCGGGUGUCAAGACUCGCAGCAUUAAUGGUGAGCUUGUAAACGGUCAGACUUCAUCUGAUAUUAGAUACUACACCAAAUGGGUUCCAUUCGAUCACGCUUACUCGAAAGAACUAAACCCAAGUGUGCGUAUAACACCACCACCACCGGGCGUCAUAGUGUACCGCCUAAGCGACAGUUAUACAUAUAUCAACUGUUCAAGACAUUAUGACUUGAUCUUUGAUGAAAUCAAGAGAGUCACUAGAAGAGGUCAAUUGAUUCAGCAUAGACAUAAAUGGGACCGUCCUUGGAAUGACCCUGGUGAAUGGGAAGCUCCAGACUUGAAGAAGUUUUUCAAUGUUAAGAAAUUUGUUUCAGUUUUCAAGAGAAAAGUCACUGAUGUAGACACUUUCGAAAAUGAAAAUGAAAUCGAACACAUUCACGAUGGCGAACAUUACAAGAAGAAUGACAAGGAUGAAAGACCAUUGUUGAGAGUGGUCUGCUUGGACUUCAGUCAAGUGGCAAACACAGAUGCCACAGCCUUGCAAUCACUUGCUGAUUUAAGGAAAGCGGUCAAUAAAUACGCUGAUAGACAGGUUGAAUUCCACUUCGUUGGUAUUUAUUCACCUUGGAUUAAACGUGGUCUCAGAAAUCUAGGUUUUGGUACAACAAAUGAGGAAUACAGUGAUGAAUCAAUCAUUGCUGGACACUCGAGUUACCACCUAUCAAGAUUUAGGGAAUCAGAACAAGAUGGUUUCAAUGAACUGGAUUCAUUGGAAAGCCAAAGAAAUAUCGGAUCAAAGACCAAAGUCCUGGCGGCUUCUGGUACUAAUUUACCUUUCUUUCAUGUUGACAUCCCAGAUUUCUCGAAAUGGGAUAUUUAG
Nakaseomyces glabratus is the source of this 2676-nucleotide messenger RNA. RefSeq names its product sulfate permease (gene SUL2). The record is from RefSeq and is a predicted model, not a curated record. Gene Ontology annotation, molecular function: secondary active sulfate transmembrane transporter activity. Gene Ontology annotation, cellular component: plasma membrane. Gene Ontology annotation, biological process: transmembrane transport. Lineage: Eukaryota; Fungi; Ascomycota; Saccharomycetes; Saccharomycetales; Saccharomycetaceae.